Chinchilla lanigera (long-tailed chinchilla) is the source of this 1907-nucleotide messenger RNA. It is a transcript of the gene Alg12, whose product is annotated as ALG12, alpha-1,6-mannosyltransferase. Gene Ontology annotation, cellular component: endoplasmic reticulum membrane. The transcript is spliced from 10 exons. The record is from RefSeq and is a predicted model, not a curated record. Bases 112 to 1587 code for a protein of 491 amino acids. Gene Ontology annotation, molecular function: alpha-1,6-mannosyltransferase activity. Lineage: Eukaryota; Metazoa; Chordata; Mammalia; Rodentia; Chinchillidae. Gene Ontology annotation, biological process: protein N-linked glycosylation.
GGGCAAGGGCUUCAUUUCCGUGUCUUGUUUCCGCCACCUCGCUUCCGGCGGAGCGCAGCCCCUGCGAUCAAACUGAGGGACGGCGUCGGGGGCGGGAGAGGUGCCGCUCCCAUGGCUAGGAAGAGGUCAUCAGGCAGGCAGUCCCCACUGCCGCUGCUGGGGCUGCUGGUCUCAGUUGCUGCUGUCCACCUUGUCGUCUGUCCCUACACCAAGGUGGAGGAGAGCUUCAACCUGCAGGCCACACAUGACCUGCUCUUCCACCAGCUGGACCUGGAUGAGUAUGACCACCACGAGUUCCCUGGUGUCGUGCCUAGGACGUUCCUGGGGCCACUGUUGCUCGCAGCAUUCUCUAGCCCUGUGGUGUGUGUGCUCUCGCUGCUGGAAGUGUCCAAGUUUUAUUCUCAGCUGAUAAUCAGAGGAGUGCUUGGGCUGGGCGUGAUUUGGGGACUGUGGACAUUACAAAAAGAAGUGAGGCGGCAGUUUGGGGCUACAGUGGCCACCAUGUUCUGCUGGGUGACAGCCACACAGUUCCACCUGAUGUUCUACUGCACGCGGACACUGCCCAACGUGCUGGCCCUCGCCGUGGUGCUGCCAGCCCUGGUGGCGUGGCUGCAGCACCUCUGGGCCCGCUUCAUCUGGCUCUCGGCGCUGGCCAUCAUCGUCUUCAGGGCUGAGCUGAGCCUGCUGCUGGGUCUGCUGCUACUGCUGUCCCUGUUCCGCCGACGGCUGUCCAUGGCCACGCUGCUCCGCCACACAGUGCCUGCGGGGAUGCUCUGUCUCGGACUGACGGUUGCUGUGGACUCCUAUUUCUGGAGAUACCUCGUGUGGCCCGAAGGGACGGUGCUGUGGUAUAACACAGUCCUGAACAAGAGCUCCAACUGGGGCACCUCCCCGCUCCUGUGGUAUUUCUAUUCGGCCCUGCCCCGCGGCCUGGGCUGCAGCCUCCUGUUUGUGCCCCUGGGCGCCAUGGACCGAAGGACCCACGCGCUGACGCUGCCGGCCCUGGGCUUCGUCGCCCUGUACUCGCUCCUUCCGCACAAGGAGCUGCGCUUCGUCAUCUACGCCUUCCCAGGGCUCAAUGUCGUGGCCGCCAGGGGCUGCUCCUACCUUCUGAAUAAUUACAGAAAGUCUCGGCUGUACAAGGCGGGGACCCUGCUCGUGUUUGGACACCUGCUGGUGAACGCCGCCUACACGGCCACGUCCCUCUACGUGUCCCACUUCAACUACCCUGGGGGUGUGGCCAUGCAGCGACUGCAUGAGCUGGUGGCCCCUGGGACAGACGUCCUCCUGCACAUCGACGUGGCUGCUGCACAGACCGGGGUGUCAAGGUUCCUGCAGGUCAACAGUGCCUGGAGGUAUGACAAGAGGGAAGACUUGUCGCCCGGCGCGGCGGGCAUGCUGGCCUACACCCAUGUCCUCAUGGAGGCUGUGCCCGAGCACCUCGCCCACUACAGGGACACCCACCGCGUCCUGGCCGGCAUCGCAGGCACCACUGGUGUGAGUCUGAACCUCACCAGACUACCUCCAAUAGAUGUCAACCUGCAGACGAAGCUGGUGCUUCUGGAGCGACUUCUCAGGCCGUCCUGAGGGCCAGCCCUGGUUGCUUGGUGAGCAGCAAGGGGCCCAGGGUGGGCCUUACUGGCACCCAGAGCCGCUGUUGAGGACACGUGGCCCUGCACCUCCCAUGUGCCACCAGGGUGGGCAGCAGGGCCAUGUAUUGCCAAGCCCAGGCACCCCUGUGUCCACAGGGGCACAGGGCCAAGCCAGGACGGCCCCAGUGCCCAGCCGUGGUGGCUCUGGUGAGCACAGGGUCCCUGCUGCCGGAGCAUCUUCUCCACUCCAGAUGGAGCUGGUAGGAGAGAACAUGUUCAAAAGGCAAUGAGAAUAAACUUUAGCAUUUGCUUAAA